This is a messenger RNA of Uncinocarpus reesii 1704, 2010 nucleotides long. RefSeq names its product protein NPL4. Gene Ontology annotation, biological process: ubiquitin-dependent protein catabolic process. NCBI's taxonomy places the organism in Eukaryota, Fungi, Ascomycota, Eurotiomycetes, Onygenales, Onygenaceae. The record is from RefSeq and is a predicted model, not a curated record. Gene Ontology annotation, cellular component: nucleus. The coding region runs from base 1 to 2010 and encodes 669 amino acids. The transcript has 4 exons. Gene Ontology annotation, molecular function: ubiquitin binding; ubiquitin protein ligase binding.
AUGGGGCCCACAAAGAACCUCCUCCUCCGAUUUGAGAGCCGGAACGGACAGUUUCGCUUGACUGUUGAACCUUCUGAGCUUUUCCCAACUUUAUUGCCUAAGAUCCUUUCGAAUUUACCCCAGAACGUUGAUCCGGGUUCUAUCACUUUGUCGAAUCAGCCCAUAGGAACCGGCGGUGAGGAGAGAAAGAUAAGCUCGCUAAAUGGUGUUGCGAUACAGAGGGUUGGCCUAAAGCUUCGAGUGGAGAGUAACAGAGGCGGAAAACCAAGGCAUGGAGAUAAAUUAUAUGUCGGCUAUAGCGAACAAUCGUCUCUCGCGAAUGGCGAUGCGAAGUCAACCUCUGGAGCCUCACAAAAUAUUUCACGGCGGUUAAAUGGGGCGGCGGUCCCGCAAGAAGACCGGCCAGUAGCUCGAGCGCCAUCGUCUCCAACCGCUGUUAUCAAAAAUCCAUGGGAAGUUGUUCAACAGUCUGCACUGGAUGAUCGACUAGAUAAGAAAGAUGGCAAGAUACCCAGGGGACGAGAUCUGAAGAUGUGUCGCCAUGGUUCAAAGGGAAUGUGCGAUUAUUGUAUGCCCUUGGAGCCGUAUGCCCCGGAAUAUUUGAUGGAUAAGAAGAUUAAACAUCUAUCCUUCCAUUCGUAUCUGCGAAAGGUCAACUCAUCGAAAAACAAACCAGAACUGAAAAGCUCUUAUAUGCCUCCCCUCACAGAGCCUUACUACAGGGUACGGAAAGAUUGUCCUUCCGGGCAUCCUGCAUGGCCAGAAGGGAUUUGCACAAAGUGUCAGCCAAGCGCCAUCACGUUACAGCCACAAGAAUUUCGAAUGGUGGAUCAUGUUGAAUUCGCUUCGCCAGAUCUAAUAGAUUCUUUGCUUGAUUUCUGGCGGAAAUCGGGUGCCCAGCGACUGGGCUUCUUAUAUGGCACAUAUGAAGAAUAUUCCGAAGUGCCUCUCGGCAUAAAAGCAGUUGUCCAGGCCAUCUACGAACCGCCCCAAGUUGACGAAGUAGACGGAAUUACUCUCCGGGAAUGGGAGAAUGAGCAAGAUGUGGAUCAGGUCGCUAAGCUGUGCGGGCUUGAAAAGGUGGGCGUUAUUUUCACUGAUCUUUUAGACUCAGGACAUGGAGACGGAACCGUUAUAUGCCGGAGGCACAUCGAUUCCUACUAUCUCUCCUCACUCGAGGUAAUCUUUGCGGCUCAACUUCAAGCGAGAUACCCGAAGCCAAGCAAAUGGAGCGAAACCGGCCGGUUCGGCUCUAACUUUGUAACGUGCAUUCUGAGCGGAGAUGAAAAUGGUGCUAUCUCCAUCAGUGCAUACCAAGCAUCAAAUUCGGCGGUGGAGAUGGUGAGGGCGGACAUCGUUGAACCUUCCGCGGACCCAUCUGUGAUGCUCGUCCAGCUUGAGAGCGAGUUGGAAAAUGCAGAUACUGGCACAGUACGCUACAUUCCAGAAGUCUUCUAUAGGAAAGUCAAUGAGUAUGGCGCGAACGUGCAAGAGAACGCUAAACCAGCUUUCCCCGUUGAAUAUCUCUUUGUGACUUUGACGCAUGGUUUCCCAACUGGGUCUUCCCCCCUAUUUACUGAUAAUACAUUUCCGAUUGAGAAUCGAGAGGUUAUCGGGGAGAGUCAAGACAUUCGGAGAGUCGCAAACAAGCUUUUGUCUCGCACAGACCCUGAUUCAGCGAUACGCGCUGUGUCUAAUUUCCAUUUGCUCUGCUUCAUGCAUGGGCUCGGUAUUUUGACUAAGGAUGAGGAGACCCUUUUGUGCACUGUCGCCCGAACUCAUGACCCCGCCGAUGGCGUCCAGUUGAUUAACACAUCGGGCUGGGCCACAUUGGUGACCAUUCUUCAGGAGAGUGGUGAGCAGCCCCCCAAGCGCUCUCAGCCAUUCUGGCAAGCUGAGAGUUCUACCCACUAUCACCACCAUUCUCACCAUGAACCCUUUAACCCCAAUCCUCCCUGUCCUGAUGAUGGUCAGCUUGCUAAAAGGUUUAAGAGGGCUAGUUUAGAAUAA